AUGCAAUCAGGUUGCAUACAUGUCAAAACAACAUAUGUCAUUCGAGCUUUCAAUAAAUACAACAUCGACGAUAUCGAAACAACAGUUGUGUACGCCAUAUCCAUAUUACGAAAAAUCGAAGGAAGACAUUUGAAAUCCAUUCUAAACUCAAUAUAUAAACAUGUUGUCGGCCUUGAUAUGGGAAAUUUUUCAUCCUAUAUCGGAGUUGCUCGUGCUGGUGGUGUGGAAAUCAUUGCAAAUGAAUAUUCCGAUCGUUUAACUCCGACAUAUGUAACAUUUGAUAAAUCGACUCGUGUCGUUGGUCAAGCGUCCAAAGCAAUGGAAGUAACAAAUCCAAAGAAUACGAUUUGUAAUUUCAAACGCUUAAUUGGACGUCGCUAUCAAGAUCUAUUCGUUCAGCAAGAAAAGGAUUUGAACACGUAUUCGAUUUUCGAAGGCAAAGGCGGUUCAGUCAAUAUUGAAGUAAAUUAUUUAAACGAGCGAAAGCGUUUCACACCGGAACAAGUUGCUGCUAUUAUGUUUGGUAAAUUGAAACAUAUCACUAGCAGUGAAUCAACAUCGAAAGCGAUCGAUUGUGUUAUUGGAGUACCUUGCUUUUAUACAGAUACUGAACGACGUGCAAUGCUGGAAGCCGCACACAUAGCUGGAUGGAAUUGUCUUCGACUGAUCAACGAAACAACAGCUGUUGCUCUCUGUUAUGGCAUUUAUAAAGGAGAUCUUCCUGAACAAACCGAAAAACCUCGUUUGGUUGCAUUUGUUGAUAUGGGUCACACUGCUUUACAAGCAUCUAUCGUUGCGCUGAACAAAGGAAAAUUAAAGAUGAUUGCUACUGCAUUUGAUUUAUCACUGGGUGGUCGUGACUUCGAUCGUGUGAUUAUGGACGCUAUGCGUGAAGAUUUUCGAAAACGUUAUAAAAUUGACGCAUAUAGUACAGUGAAAGCAAAACUACGAUUACGUGCGGAAUGUGAAAAAGCCAAAAAGGCUAUGUCUAGUAAUGUUCAACCGAUGCCAAUCUCCUUAGAAUCCUUCAUUGACGAAAAAGACGUCACUGGCAAAAUGUCUCGUGCAGAAUUCGAAGAAUUAGCUAAGCCAUUGUUGGACCGAAUACGAAGUACAUUGAUGAGUCUUCUUAAAGAAGCUAAAACUAAUUGGGAAGACGUCGAAUCUGUUGAAAUUGUUGGCGGUUCAACUCGUAUUCCUGCUGUAAAACAAAUCGUUCAAGAAGUUUUUCGUAAAUCUCCUAUGACAACUAUGAAUUCUGACGAAAGUGUUGCACGCGGCUGUACAUUAAUGUGUGCAAUAUUAAGUCCAACGUUCAAAGUCAAAGAAUUCAAGAUCGAAGAUUGCCAGCCAUAUCCAAUAACAUUGUCAUGGCAUGGUGGAAUCAAUGAAGACAAUGAAGUGGAAGUAUUCGGCCGUUGGAAUGUCAUUCCAUCAUCGAAAAUUCUCUCGUUCUAUAAAAAAGAACCUUUGACAAUAACAGCUCGAUACUCCUAUCCAAAUGAUAUUCCGUUUUCUGAAGCACGAAUUGGUCAAUAUACCAUCGAACAAAUUCAAGCCCAGCCAAAUGGUACUCCGUCGAAAAUCAAAGUGAAAGUUCGUUUAAAUCGUAAUGGUAUAUUUGAUAUCUCCCAAGCUGCUAUUAUUGAUACUACUACUAUUACUACUGAAGAGCCAGUUGAAGAUACAAAAGCUGGAACGGAAAAUAAUCCUGAUCUGAAUACAUCGACUAACAGUGAACCAAUGGAUGAUAAUAGUAAUCCAUCGAACAAUGGCGAAAAUCAGCAAGAAAAAGAUGAAGAAAAUGAAGAACCAAAAAAAGUAGUAACGAAAAAGAAGAGAAGAGAAAUCGAACUGCCAGUUGUAUCACGUGUCACUGGAGCAACGAAACACGAACUUGAACGAUUAGUUGAACUCGAAAAUGACAUGAUUCAACAUGACAAGAAAGAAAAGGAACGCUCCGAUGCGAAAAAUGCUGUCGAAGAAUAUGUUUAUGACAUGCGCGGAAAACUGGAUGGCGGUCAGUAUGAAAAAUACGCCGAUGAACGAAAUCGACAAAAACUAUUAAACGAUCUACGUACAACUGAAAAUUGGUUAUACGAUGAUGGUUCAAAUCAGGAUAAAAAUGUUUAUAUUGAACGAUUGAAAUUACUCAAAAACAUUGGCGAACCGAUUCGUAAUCGUUACAAUGAAGCUUCUAAUCGUCCGUAUCAUAUGCAAGAGUUUAUGAAAGCCUUGCAACGUGUUGAUGAAGCCAUUCAAACCUGGCAGACGAAAUCGAGCGAUAAAUACUCUCAUUUGGACAAGAGUGACAUGGAAAAGGUUUACAAACUUCUAAUUGAGAAGCAAAGAUGGUAUGACCAAAAUGCGACGCGUUUCAACUCUCUGAAAUUACAAGAUGAUCCAACGGUCCUUUGCGCACAGAUCAAACAAGAAAAAGAGGCAUUUGAACGAGAAUGCUGGACGAUUUUAAAUAGACCAAAACCUAAAGUUGAACUUCCUAAAGAAACACCUCCGGAUGUUUCUAAAAAACAACCUCCACCACCACCUAGUGCUGGUGGGCCCGCACCACAUCCUCAGCCAGCACCACCACCACCUCCGAAUAAAAAACCUUUGAAAAAUCCUCCCGCACAAACUCAACCACCAACGACGAACUUCGAUUAA
This is a messenger RNA of Adineta ricciae, 2664 nucleotides long. The record is from the annotation of a GenBank genome assembly. Lineage: Eukaryota; Metazoa; Rotifera; Eurotatoria; Adinetida; Adinetidae.